GACGCAGAGUAUAAGGGGGGAUUCGGAAAAACAGAUGUUGUUAUACGUACAAAAGUGAUAAGUUGGAAGUCGUAUCGCAGGAGGCGAUAGCGUUUGAAUAAGUUUCAAGUUUAAAGAUUGACGGUUGGCCGUAAUCUCAACGUUUCAAUAACAUAUUUGUGUCGCAAAGAACCAACGUUUGGAACUCCGUAUCAUAAAUCGUGCACAAACCACUGUAAAUAUCCUAUCAAGUGUUAAAUACAAUUGUCAAAAUACAGUCCCAUCGUUCGAGUGAAGUCUCGAGAGCAGUGAACCAGCACUUCGCGCAGAUUGUGCGAAACGUGGUCCUUCGAGCCGGAUAGAGUAGCAGAAUUCGAGAACACAUAGAUAGGAUAAAAAAGGGUUGUUCACGAUGUCAGAGCUAACAAGAAAGCGACAGUCGAGGAGUGGGCAUAAAUCGUACGCCACAAAAGUUGUGAACAAGGUGAGAAGUAUGGUAAACGACAAUGCGCCAUUAAGGAAAGUCGAACUGGAACAAAUGCGGCUUGUACUCGUACAGAAAUUGGAUACAAUUUCGAAGUUAGACGAUGAGAUUCAGAGCUUGUUGGAAAAGGAUGACGAUAUUGCAGCAGAUAUCGACAGCUCAUCGGAAUACGGCUGCGAAGUUCUGGGUGCGUUGGCCGAAAUUAACGAAGCGCUGAGCACGAUAGAGACGAACAAACGAAACGAGGAACUCGCCAACACAUCGACAAGUACAGUAUCCAGUGGGGCACGCUGUAGAGUGAAGCUGCCUAAACUAGAGGUGAAAAAGUUCUCGGGCAAGAUACAAGAUUGGCGUGAAUUCUGGGACUCUUUCGAAAGUUCCAUUCACAACAAUGACGGACUGUCUGAGGUCGACAAAUUCACCUAUCUGAGGGGACUGGUGGAGGAGCCGGCCAAGUCAGCAAUUUCGGGAUUUGCUCUGACUUCGAUUAACUAUACAGAAGCACUGAAGGUGUUAGAACGGAGGUACGGGAGCAAGGUGAUGGUGCAAAGGGCACACGUAAAUGAUUUGAUGAACUUAAAACCCGUGUACAACGAGAGUGACACGACGAGGCUGCGCAAGUUCUUCGACGCGGUCGAAACAAAUUACCGAGGACUCGAGGCGCUCGGUGUAAAGGAGGAAACGUACUGCGAGAUAGUCGUGCCCAAUCUUCUAGCAAAGAUACCGAACUCAUUAAAACUGACAAUUACCAGGGGAAGAGACUACUUAGAGUGGGGCAUGAAAGAUUUUGUCGACGCAUUACAAGCCGAAGUGGAGCUGCGGGAAUGCCACAAAUUAGCGGUCGGAGAGAAAGAAGAAGAUCAACGAAGAAGACGACGGGAACCGGGAACAGCUAGCGGGUUGUUUGCCAGCCGCAAAAACCGAUUGUUUUGUGCUUUCUGCUGUGGAGAGCACAAGCAUGAAGAAUGUACCAAGGUAACAGGGCGGCAAGAACGGAUGCAACUUCUUCGUAAGUUCAAACGAUGUUUCAUUUGUUUAAAUAAGGGACAUGUAGCUAAAGAUUGUCGUGCACGUAUUAAAUGUAGUGUAUGUGGGGAGGGUCAUCAUGUUUCCAUAUGUGAUAAGAUAAAUAAUAACCAGAAGGAUGAAAGAAAUAGUCGGGAAGAAAGUGGACAGGUUAGUGUAGCUAAUGUCCACGUUAGUACUAGAAGUAGGGUGGCUCUUCAAACUGCGCAGGGAGUACUUAUAGGAAAGGGUAAGACAAGAGUGCGAGUGCUUUUCGACUCGGGAAGUCAGAAAUCCUUUGUGACGUGUGACGCGAAGAGUGCCAAGCAACGUUGCCAGGCGAGAAUGGUUGGAAGUUAA
Xenia sp. Carnegie-2017 is the source of this 1828-nucleotide messenger RNA. RefSeq lists its product as uncharacterized. The record is from RefSeq and is a predicted model, not a curated record. Lineage: Eukaryota; Metazoa; Cnidaria; Anthozoa; Malacalcyonacea; Xeniidae. Gene Ontology annotation, molecular function: zinc ion binding; nucleic acid binding. Bases 392 to 1828 code for a protein of 478 amino acids. The transcript is spliced from 3 exons.